AUUCUUCAACUUAAAAACGGUAACUAAAUAAAUUUUGAAAAUAACAAAAAAUUUUAACUUACAAUAAACUAUUAUUAUUUUUGAUUAUUUUUGUUGCAUGGUGUACGGAUCGACAUGAAUACACCGCGCAAGAGUCAGUUGCCGGAGCAUGAGCCCAACACAGGAGCCCAGCAAAUCGCAGAUACAGAUAUUCUAAAGAACCUUGAUGCGGAGCAGAUGUGCAUCUCAAUCUUAGAGGCGGCACUGAAGCAAAUAUGUCAAUUGAAGCAGCGAUCGGCCGACCUACUGGUGGAUGCGAAGAAGAUUUGCUUGAACCAGAUGAACAGCAUGCAGACGCUGCGGGAGGAAAACACACGUCUGGAGCAGACCAAUAUCCGGCUGGAGGGAAAGCUACAGCAGGCCGUCGCACAGUUGGAGGAACAUCGUGUACAGAGUCAACAGCUCACGGACAAACUUAGCCGAGGCGCAGAUCAGCUGGACAGAAAACAGGCUGAAUUAGAGAAUAUGACUGAGCGAUACAACGCCCUGCAGUCGGAUUUUAGAGCCAUGCAACUGGAAAACGAUGUCAAGAUAAAUGAGCUGCAGGGGUGUCUCGCCUUGGCCGACCAUCCUGAGCCAGAGAAUAUUCCCCAGCAGUUCAUUAAGGAGUUGGAGGCCAAGAUCGCAUUGUUUGAGCACACCUUUGCCCUCCUGAGGAAACAUGCCGAUCAGAUUCAAGCUGAGCUGAAUUCGAUGGGUCCUCUCUUGCAGAUAAAUCAAACUUGCUCGGGACCUCAGGGUUGCAGCACUCCCCUCUGUAUCGUCGAAUGCCUAGGUGACAUUAUAUCUAACCCAAUACAGAUGAAUACAGAUAAAAUUAUCAAGCUGCAAAACCUGCUGGAAGAGCGCGACAGGAAUCUGCACCUGCUUCAGGAGAAGAAAACGCGUUUAGAUAGUUGUAUCUUGUGUAUGCAAAAGGAACUGGGAGAGCUGCAACAAAAUGGCAAAUAUUAUUCGAGACUUCGGGAGAGACUAAUGGCUAUUAUAGCAGAGCGGGAUGCUCUAAUAGAGCACCGUCAGGAGAGCGACAAUCACCUCAAAAAGAUGCAAGUUGAAGAGCUGAGACAGAGGCAUGACAAUGAAAAUCUCAAACAGGAAUGUGAUCAGCUGAUGGAGGAUAACUUGAAUUUGGCAGCGAAGGGGGACGCAGCAAUGGAACUUCAUCGUGAAGCAAAAACGGAGAUGUAUCGACUCUCACGUCAUUGUGAAGUUCUCAUCAAUGAGCUAAGCAAGCUACGCGACGUUGCCCGAGAGCUCGAGGAGCAGCGCGAACAACACACCAAUCUCGAGCGAAGCAUGCAAAUCGUCAAAACCAAUGCAGAGCAGCUGGCCAAAAAGCUGAAGACAGAGAAGGACAGUCAUCGGAAAGAGCUGCAGGACUUGGAGGAACAAAUUGGUCGAGAGAAGGGCGAAAAGGCUCCGGCGGCGAAUUGUAGCAAAUGUCUGAAUGGAAAACUGAAUGAUAUUAGAAACGCUGAGAUUCAAAUCAUGGAGCUCCAGCGUGUCAGUGGUAGUACUGAGCUGCCAUCGACUUCGACUGGGAUCACCCACGAGCACACCGAGCAGAUAGAGCGGCGCUGUGGCGAUCAAAUGAUGAAUUCUUCUUCGCAUAUGGGAAAGGCAGAGGACAAGUAUCAAUGCCUGCUUCGCAGCUAUUUUGGGGUUCGCGACGAGCUGGAGCAGCGUCUGAACGAGGUCGAUUGUCUAAAGAAAACUAUUAUGGAGGAGCGUGCGAAAACCGCGAAUAUUUUGAACGCCCAGAAAUCCGAACUAAUCAAAAAGCUGGGGAAAUGCUGCGAAAACGAGCGACUCGUAUUGGAGCUCAAGCACGGCAUUGAAAAAACAUUUUCCUAGUUGCGCUGAAUGACCAUCAGAAAGUAAUGCAGGCCUUCGAGCAAGGCUACCAAGCAGUACAGUGGUACACACUGGUAGGUGCCAAUACGAUGGCAUACGAUGAUUUUAUCUAACUUUCGUUUUGGUUUCUUAUACUUUAAUAAAAACUAAAAACUACAAAAUAA
This is a messenger RNA of Drosophila miranda, 2057 nucleotides long. RefSeq names its product myosin heavy chain, embryonic smooth muscle isoform-like. The record is from RefSeq and is a predicted model, not a curated record. The transcript is spliced from 2 exons. Bases 115 to 1893 code for a protein of 592 amino acids. Lineage: Eukaryota; Metazoa; Arthropoda; Insecta; Diptera; Drosophilidae.